CUUGAUGUUCAAGCAAGACCAACUUACCCCUUGAUAAGUGACCUCCAGACUGUCGAGCUCAGCGAUGAAUUCCUAGAGACUAUGUAUCUUCAUGGCCGAGUUUAUCAGCGGUAUGCCAUUGAGAAUGGUGCUUAUUUUGGACCCGUUGACGAGGAUGAAGUGGAACGCCUUUAUAUAAUGCAUCAAGUCUUCACCAUGCUCUUCGACAGGAGAUUAAUAUUUCCACCAAUACGAAGACCAAAAAGGAUCCUUGACUGUGGCUUUGGGACAGGUUCUUGGGCGAUCGAGGUAGCGGAUCAACAUCCCAACUGCGAGGUCGUCGGAGUGGACAUCAACCCGAUGAUGAUCCCCGAAACGCUCCCCAGGAACUUGAAUCUGCAGGUUGACGACUUGAAUGGGCCAUUCACAUUUGCUUCAGACUCGUUUGACCUCGUCCACAGUCGAAUGGUUGCUGGUGGGAUCCACGCAGACAGGUGGGAAGGGUAUAUGGAAGAUAUUUAUCGAGUACUGGUACCAGGAGGCUGGUGCCAGAUGGUUGAAAUGAGUUUCGUCUCGCAGUCUGACAAUGGGACUUUGACCGAAUACCACGCCCUCAGCCAAUGGUCGGAAAAGUACCGGCAGAGCCAGAGCCCCUACAAGGAUCCAGACGCGGCAAGUCAGCUGGCUACGCUAAUGAUGGGCGCGGGAUUUGUUGACGUGGAGGCGAGAGAUAUGCCACUACCGAUGAGCGCCUGGUCUAAUAACGCCAGGGAGCGCAGCAUAGGGGCCGCUAACCGAGACAAUGUGCACAAGCUCUUGGCGUCCCUGGCGACUUACCCCUUCGCACAGGGUCUGGGGAUGUCACUGAAGGAUAUCCACCUGCUUGUGGCACAGGCUCGGAAUGAAGCCGAAAAUCCGGCGUACAAGGCUUAUUUCCGACUGUAA
Pyricularia grisea is the source of this 924-nucleotide messenger RNA. RefSeq lists its product as uncharacterized. Lineage: Eukaryota; Fungi; Ascomycota; Sordariomycetes; Magnaporthales; Pyriculariaceae. Gene Ontology annotation, molecular function: methyltransferase activity. The transcript is spliced from 7 exons. The record is from RefSeq and is a predicted model, not a curated record. The annotation marks the transcript as partial.